Messenger RNA from Gordionus sp. m RMFG-2023, 720 nucleotides. RefSeq lists its product as uncharacterized. The transcript is spliced from 5 exons. The record is from RefSeq and is a predicted model, not a curated record. Bases 1 to 720 code for a protein of 239 amino acids. Lineage: Eukaryota; Metazoa; Nematomorpha; Gordioida; Chordodea; Parachordodidae.
AUGCAUAAUAGCAUUGUACAAAAAAUAAUUAUUUGUUUCCUGGUUAAUUUUUACCAAUUUGGAUAUUCUUACGUUCCUCGUGAUAAUCAUCAAUCACAUUCCCAUCCAAAUAAGCAAAAAAAUACAAAAAGUGACAUCGAGCGAUACAAAACUCUUGUCGGAGUAAAGAAUGGACCUAUAGAUGUGGUAGCACUUUUAGAAUUGUUUUACGAUAGCACGACAGAUUACCAGUGUGCGCUAUCCAUCUCUGUGGGUUCGUUAUAUCAACUCGAGCGUAAUAAUCCGAUAGGACCUUCGGGAGCGGGUUUCGGUUUGGCGUCCUAUAUUUCCGUUGCUAGGCUUGAUUUGCGUUUGAAUUCAGCAACCAUACUCAACGACAUUUUUGUGAGGCUAAUGCCUAUAUACGAUAAACCAGUAAACGACAUCAAUUUGGAAAAGGCGUUGAAUCUUGCCAAGAUAGAGUUCGAAAAAUCGGGCAGGUGUCAUUCAAUCAAACAAAUCUGGAUUUAUCUUUCCGAAACAUCGAUUGGAAAUCCGGAGGAUCUAGCCAAAACUCUACGAGAAAUGGGAAUCGAGAUAUUUGUCUUCGCUAUUGGGCCUAGGGUUAACCGUAAGCAAAUAGAAGCAAUAGCCUCGUCACGUGAUCAUAUAUUCUGGUAUCCGAGUUAUUGUGUCGCCCGACAAUCUCUAGUAGAAUUUAUCAACAAAAAAUUUCUCUAA